AUGGGGCGGCAGUUUCAGUGCUUCGAAGCAAGGCAGAAGGAAGAACAGGCCAAGAAGUCAUGUGCGGAGCUGUAUGAGGACCUUUCACACGUCAAAAAAGAUGAGGGCCAGUGCAAAGACUCCCUUAUCGUCCGAGCAGAGCUGGAGGAAUUGAAGCUUCAAUUUAAGGAACAAGCGGAAGCCAAUGACAAAAGAUUUGAGCAACUGGAACGUGCUCAAGAACAAGCAAAAGAAAGAGCUGAUGCAAGAGAAGCAAAUCUGGCAGCUCUAGAAACGGAGAUUGAAGCAGCGAAGAAGACUAAUUUCGAACCUUUGCAAAGGCUCAUCAAAGGCGUUGAGUUGGCGGAGAAGGCCGUACAGCGGAGAACUUGUCGCGAUCAGGCGCGAAAGCAGUUCUUGCAAAACCUGGGCCCCGACAGAAAGGCAGCAGAAGAGCCUUGGCAUUCGUUCAUCAGCAGGCUCACUCAAGCAGAUUGGCAGCGGGUGGGCCUGACCACUAAACAACUGAAGCUCCUAGCUGUCGGGAAUGCUAAGAGUCUGAACGAAGCGGCACAUGAGGUGAAUGAUUUGGGGCUGGUUGCAGACGCUGUCCUACAAGCGCCAGCCAACAAAGCAGACUGGUGCGCUCUGUUCCACUACGCAUAUGGAAAAGCGCCACAGAGCGUUCUGUUCGACCAGGAUGAAUCCAAACGCUUGCAAAACCCGGCUCUUUGUCUGCUUGCCAAGAGCCAUGCAGAUUGA
Messenger RNA from Klebsormidium nitens, 741 nucleotides. The record is from the annotation of a GenBank genome assembly. NCBI's taxonomy places the organism in Eukaryota, Viridiplantae, Streptophyta, Klebsormidiophyceae, Klebsormidiales, Klebsormidiaceae.